Messenger RNA from Exophiala mesophila, 1668 nucleotides. RefSeq lists its product as uncharacterized. Lineage: Eukaryota; Fungi; Ascomycota; Eurotiomycetes; Chaetothyriales; Herpotrichiellaceae. The record is from RefSeq and is a predicted model, not a curated record. The transcript has a single exon. Bases 261 to 1430 code for a protein of 389 amino acids.
CUUCUCCCCCUGACUCUCUAUCUCUUCCAUGUUAUAUCGACGUGUCUUGGUCCUUGGAUUCCCCCACUCUCACCUCUAUACACCAUUCUUCAUCCAUACUCGUCGACAGACACCCAAAGCUGUUGGAUGCCGACACAGCCCUCGGCCCCCUUUUAUGAUUUAUGAACUCAAAGCUAGUACUAACCUAGCAACGAUGGCUGGAUGAGUAAAUCUAUUGCUCAAUUGCCGUAUUAUUGCCAUCUAUUUUGAAAUCAUAUACCAUGCGACUUCUAAGGCGGCCGUCGUUGACCUUGACCUUAUUAAUCAUCAUCACCAUUGUUUUGAUCCAACAGCUGAACCUCAAUCCAUUCAGCAAGAGUCCAUAUUAUGGCCAAACAACUCAGCUGUACGACCCAAAUGUAUUUGAGCCAGGGGUAGCCAAACCCGCAGGAUCCAACUACAGUCGGGUCCUGGUCAUGGGCCAUCUCCAGUCUGAAGAUGUCAGCUGGGUGGCGCGUGAACUACCAGAGUUCGACACCCACAUAUAUGUGGUCGACAAGCCUGACCCCAUCACAUCAGACCACGAUCCAUCCCGCUUGCCAGCGAACAAAGGCCACGAGGCCAUGGUGUACCUGACGUACAUCAUUGACCACUACACGUCGUUACCAGACGUGGUUCUGUUCUUCCACCCGCACCGCAUCGCAUGGCACAACAACAUCCUGCUGGACCUAGACACAGUCAAGACCAUCAAACUGAUCUCAUCGCCACACGUGGUGCGGCAGGGGUACUUCAACUCGCGCUGCCACCUAGACCCUGGCUGCCCGGACUGGUUGCAUGUGGACCGGCCACGCUGGAGGUGGGAUCUGCAUCGCAAGCCCGAGGAGCCCGUGUUGACGAGCGAGCUUUUCCGAGAGCUUCACGGCCCAAACCAACACACAGACCCGACCUGGCACCCGCCAGUCCAGCUGCCCGCUCACAUCAGCCAGCCUUGUUGUGCGCAGUUUGCCGUCAGCGGCGACCGCAUCCGCGCUCGGCCCCGCGACUUCUAUAUCCGCUACCGCGACUGGAUCCUGGCCACCCCCCUCGAUGACAAGACCUCUGGCCGUUUACUCGAAUAUUCAUGGCAGUAUAUGUUCACCGGCAACUUUGAGUUUUGUCCCAACAUGCACCAUUGUUACUGCGACGGCUAUGGCCUCUGCUUCGAAGGAGACGCUGGCUUGGAACAUUGGCUCCGAGUAUUGAGAGUCCGAGAGAAGGUUGAUGAGAAAAGAGUCAAGUUGCAUGACCGUGGCCAGGCUGACGGUGAAAAGUACAAGGCCUUGCUGGCCGAAAGCAACCGCCUUACGGACGAAUUGGAUCAUCUGAGGGAGCUCGCCUUGAUUCGAGGCUUUGAUCCAAGAAUCCGUGCUCAGGAGGUGGGAAGAGUAUGGCAUGAGGGUGAUGGGUUUUGACCUCGAUCGUCUGGUUGGUUACACAGGAUUGCUAUGGCGCCAUGUGACAGCUGGCUGUCGUCGUCGCCUUGUGCGUGUAUCUGUGCAAUGGAUGUAUGUUUUGAUGUUCAUGUCGACUUUGGAUCGCGAAUAGACAAGGAAUUGGCAAUUCAAAUAGGAAAAGGGAGGUUGGACAAAGGAUCGAACCGGUCCUUUUUUGGGAACAAAUACAAAUAGUGCAUAGGUAUUUGAUCAUUUC